AUGUCAGCGCGCAACCGUCUAGGUAAUAUUCACGUAGUUUCGUUCUACGAAACUUUGCCUUUGUCAAUGGGCCCGUUGUCCUCCUCCCUGAGAGACAGAAAGCUACCUGAAAGUGGCGAGAGCUCUUCGAAGGAUUGCCACCAAGUCCUCGAAUAUCGGCCCAACACUCAAGCGCACCAGCACGCACUCGUCCAACAUUGUACUUUGGAAAGAACCUGCAUGUCGCUUCUUAGUGAUAACGAUGUCGCAAAAGAUGUCGAACCGCCCCCGAAACCAGUCCCUGGCACAUGCCAGUGGAUUCGCAGUCACAGUUUGUUCGUCUCUUGGCUCGAAGCCGGCACCAAUGCUCUCCUGUGGCUUACAGGUCAUCCUGGCUGCGGGAAAACCAUGCUGUCCUACUCACUGGCCCAAUACUUCGAUGAUGCUCGCAACAAGUCUCGGAAUGUCCUCAUCUAUCUGUGCCAGAACAAAAACAAGCAGACGGACGCGAGAGCGGUACUCAUUGGCCUUAUCCUCCAGAUCGCCGACCGCCAUCGUUCGCUGGUGAGGUAUAUUCGCUCGGCGUUCGAAAAAGAAGGAUCAAGCAUUAUCCAGUCCUUCGCCUCGCUCUGGCGUAUUUUUGUCAGAAUUGCAAAGGACCCCAAAUCCGGACCGCUCUAUGUUAUUGUGGACGCGCUCGACGAGCCCCUCUCCUUAGUCGAACUCAACAUCGCAUUUACUAUGGAGUCGUCAUACACUACGACUGAAGAGAUCAUGCAAAACUCUCAUAACUCGAUUGCACACACUGUUCAGGGUAUCCUGGGGGCUUUGGUAAGGGUCACAGGGCAACAAGUAUCCCUGGUUCACCAGACGGUGAAGGACUAUCUUCAAGAUCGAGAUAGCGCUAGCAUCGACAGCCCUCCUGCGAUACGCAUGGUUGAUCCGCAAGGUUCUGCUCUACAGCUGGCCACUGUAUGCAUUCAGUACCUUCUUCUUGAUGAUUUCACAGUCGAUCUGUUUCCAACAAAUGACCCAUCUACCGUUGCAGAAGAAACAGAUUUCUUUGGCGAGCUACCUCUGGGCGGCUUUGAAGGCGAUUUUUGGGACCAGGAAGAUCAUGACCUGGACUCUGGUGCGUUGUUUCACGACCCUGAUAUCCUGAAUUCUAAGAUGUGCGAUUCAAUGGCCUUGGACUAUCCUUUUUACACGUAUGCAUCAUUGCAUUGGGCUGAACACUUCGCCAUAUGCGAAGAAGAUGCACCAGAAGAGCUUAAAGAUUUUGCGAGAUCUCUGCUGGACCCUGACACAGAAAAUUGCCGUAACUGGUUAAGCUUCUAUCAUACAAAAGCUUCAACACCACUAGAUGACGGCAUCACGGACCAGAAUCCAAUCAUCCUAGCGUCACAGUUUAACUCAAUCACUGCCCUAAAUAGUCUGCUUCUUGAUAGCGCUGAACCUGAUGUGCAGCAGCUGGAUGGGCAAACAGCACUCACUGUUGCAGCUGAGCACGGCAAUAAAUCCUGCAUAAUCGCUUUGCUGGCAGACAGUCUAACCAAUGCGAAUGCUCCGGGCAGAAAUGGACGGACUGCACUCUCGUUUGCCUGUAGAGGUGGAUAUGACGAGAUCGUCAAAGAAUUACUGAAACAGAAAGCUUGCAAUCCCGACGAACCGGAUAAUACAGGAGCAACCCCAUUCAUCUGGGCCGUAGGGGGAGGUCAUCACUCGACCAUUUCCAACCUGGCAAGGCUUCGCAAUGUUAACAUCAACCACCAGGACAAGACAGGACGCACAGCAGUUUCAUGGGCUUCUGGGGACGGCAUGGCCGACACUGUCAUACGGCUACUAAAGCUUCCAUGCAUUGACAUAAAUGCUAAAGACAACAAAGGGAGGUCGCCUCUCUCAUGGGCAGCAGGAAAUGGCUGUACGGAUGUAGUUGAAAUACUCCUCGCAAACCCAAGAAUCGACAAGAUGAGCAUGGAUAACGACAAGAGAAAUGCGAUAUCAUGGGCCAGUACACAAGGUCACUGUCAAGUUCUCGUCAAGCUUCUGGAAGCAGGCUGCCCAGGAGUCGAUGCCGAAGAUAUCGAUGGGUGGACGCCUCUGGCAUGGGCUAUCCAAACCGACUCGCCCGAAACAGUCCACGCCCUUGUCAGUAACGAAAACGUCCUGAUUGAACGGCGCGACAGAGGUGGAAGGACUGCUUUGUCAUGGGCUGUCGAGUAUGGGCAUAUCGAGGUUGUCAAAGUGCUUCUGAGAGCUGGUGCUGACACUAUGACACAAACUGGGAGUGGCAGGACCCCAGUGAUGAUAGCUAAGGACUUUGGCAGGGAUGACAUGGUAAAAGAACUCGAGGCGUACGGACCAUAG
This is a messenger RNA of Fusarium graminearum PH-1, 2346 nucleotides long. RefSeq lists its product as uncharacterized. The record is from RefSeq and is a predicted model, not a curated record. NCBI's taxonomy places the organism in Eukaryota, Fungi, Ascomycota, Sordariomycetes, Hypocreales, Nectriaceae. Gene Ontology annotation, molecular function: protein binding. The transcript has 5 exons. Bases 1 to 2346 code for a protein of 781 amino acids.